Phodopus roborovskii (desert hamster) is the source of this 4198-nucleotide messenger RNA. RefSeq names its product selenoprotein I (gene Selenoi). NCBI's taxonomy places the organism in Eukaryota, Metazoa, Chordata, Mammalia, Rodentia, Cricetidae. The record is from RefSeq and is a predicted model, not a curated record. Gene Ontology annotation, cellular component: Golgi apparatus; endoplasmic reticulum membrane. Gene Ontology annotation, biological process: phosphatidylethanolamine biosynthetic process. Gene Ontology annotation, molecular function: ethanolaminephosphotransferase activity. The transcript is spliced from 10 exons.
CUUUACCUUCUUUACCAGCCCAGGCUUUCCCAGCCCUGCACAGUGCCGUGGUGCUGCUCGUGUUUCAUCUGCCAGUCGCAGAGAGUCGCUGCCACUGCGGAGUGGGCGCUGGGUUUUCGGGUCGUCAUGGCUGGAUACGAAUACGUGAGCCCGGAGCAGCUGGCCGGAUUUGACAAGUACAAGUACAGUGCUUUGGAUACCAAUCCGCUCUCUCUGUAUAUCAUGCAUCCAUUUUGGAACACUAUAGUGAAGGUAUUUCCUACUUGGCUGGCUCCCAAUCUUAUAACCUUUUCUGGAUUUCUGCUGGUUGUAUUCAAUUUCCUACUUCUGACAUACUUCGAUCCUGACUUUUAUGCCUCAGCACCAGGUCAUAAGCAUGUGCCUGACUGGGUGUGGAUCGUCGUGGGCAUCCUCAACUUUGUGGCCUACACUCUAGAUGGAGUAGAUGGAAAACAAGCACGUAGAACCAAUUCCAGCACCCCUUUAGGGGAGCUGUUUGACCAUGGCCUGGAUAGUUGGUCAUGUGUUUACUUUGUUGUGACUGUGUACUCCAUCUUUGGACGAGGACCGACCGGUGUCAGUGUUUUUGUUCUUUAUCUCCUGCUUUGGGUAGUUUUGUUUUCUUUCAUCCUGUCUCACUGGGAAAAGUAUAACACAGGCAUUCUUUUCCUGCCCUGGGGCUAUGACAUUAGCCAGGUGACUAUUUCUUUUGUCUACAUAGUGACUGCAGUGGUGGGAGUUGAGGCCUGGUAUGAACCUUUCCUGUUUAAUUUCUUAUAUAGAGACCUAUUCACUGCAAUGAUUAUUGGCUGUGCAUUAUGUGUGACUCUUCCAAUGAGUUUAUUAAACUUCUUUAGAAGUUAUAAAAGCAACACCCUGAAGCACAAUUCCGUUUAUGAAGCUAUGGUCCCCUUCUUCUCUCCGUGUUUGCUCUUCACUCUGUCUACAGUGUGGAUCCUCCGGUCUCCUUCAGAUAUUUUAGAAAUACACCCUAGAAUAUUCUACUUCAUGGUUGGAACAGCUUUUGCCAAUAUCACAUGUCAGCUGAUUGUUUGCCAAAUGAGCAGCACGCGGUGCCCGCCUUUGAACUGGUUGCUGCUUCCUCUCUUCUUGGUUGUGGUAGCAGUGAACAUAGGCGCAGCAGCCUCCCACCUGGAGAGUCUUCUCCUCUACGCGCUCACAGCAUCCUUCACGCUGGCUCACAUCCAUUAUGGAGUACAAGUGGUGAAGCAGCUGAGCAGCCAUUUUCAGAUUUAUCCAUUUUCAUUGAGGAAACCAAACUCAGAUUGACUAGGAAUGGAAGAGAAGAAUAUCGGCCUGUAAUCUUCAGGAAGUACUGUAAAUAGAUGCUUGUAAAUAUCUCAUACAUCACCAUCGAACUAAACUGGUCUGCUUGACAGAUGUGGGAUCGAUCGCAGUGUGGCAUGUGGACAGCAGGAGUGAGCUUGUGGAACUUCAGACUUUCUAACUCCCAACUUUAUUUUUUUAUGAAACCGUGAGACAUUUGGUUAAACACAGUGUACAUUAAACCAGCUAAAUGUUUCUAGCUUCAUGAGUCCAUAAUGUUUUGACUCAUAGAGUUAAAGAUGCUUUACUUCUGUGUUUAAAGUCCCCAGAUUGAUUCAGGAACGCUAAUAACAUUCAAAUAGCCACAGCAUGUCCUAAUAUUUGGUAUGUUAUAAAACGUCUUCAGCUAUGGAAAUAGUUGACAGCCCAAAUCUAAUGUAGAGAAGCAUCAAAAAAAGUCUCUGGCCAGAAAUACCAGUGUGCACUUGCCAAACCCUGGUUGCUUUCUUGUGAAUUGCGAGAGAUUGUCUGGUGUCCUGGCUCUUGCUGUGGCUAAAUGCUGAUAAAUGGUUUAAUUUUCUGUUAGAGAGAAGUGUUCUGUUGUUACUUGGUGUAGAAUGGGUUGUAAUUACAGCUUGCCAUUGUGGCACAGUUCAUGGUUUAAUAGUGGCGUUUCUUCCCGUCAGGAGUGGGUGCUGUGAGCUGUGUUUGGCAGCCUCAUUCUUAUUUGUGAGGAUGCAGAUGAAGUCCCUUGUGAGAGGAAGUUUAAGCUGGAGUUAGGAACCUCAGAACGUCAUGAUGAUCACGGUUAGCACCCUGCGCUGCCUGUCCACCUGUCUUUGCUCGAUUGCUUUCUCUCUCCUUCUUGGGGUGAGGUGCCAUAGUUUUUAAUUUCACAAGGGAUGAGGCAGAGAGACAGUCUCUCUCCCCUGACUCUCCCACCUCCCCAUUUAAAGAAAACUUUUGAUAUGUAUGCCUUACUGAGUAUGUACUCCCUUAAUAUGUCUCAGUAGGUUUUAAGGUUUACUGACAGCACAAAAACUCCCUUUUGCUGUAUUGUGAUUAUCUCAAAUCUCCCCUUUUUUUACGAAUGUGGAUGUUUUCUUUCUUUGAACUUUGCCUUUAGUUUGGUGGUGGUGAAAUUUAAUUGCUGAUUUUAUUUUUCAUUGAAUGAGGUUUGUGCUUAAAUGAAGAGUGUGUCUUAAACCCCUUUUAUAACUUUUGGGCAGGUUGCACUUGGAUAAGAUAGGCACCACUGUGUUGAUAUGUAAUUAAAUUUGUAACUGUUAUUUACCUAUGAAUAUGACCAUCCUUAAAUAUUGUAGCUCAUUCCUUUGUUGGGUUUCUGUCUGCUGCUUUGUAAAAAGUAACCAACUGAUACUCCACCUGAAUGUUUUUAAAUUCUAAUCAUUGUCAUCCAGGCUGUUGAAAAUGAGUCCGGGAGCUAACCCACAGCCCUGUGCUCAGUUUUAAUUGUUGUAAGGCUAUGUAUGUUUGGGGACUUUCUCUGACACUAAAAUUGAAAGCAAAAAUCAAUGAGAAAUUGAUGUAGAAAGUGGAUAGUGAUUCUGUAUUCGUUAACAAAUCAUGGAGGUCAGAAAACAAGCUGUUUGCACAAGGAUGAUUGUCCUGUGUACUCCAGCUCUGUAGAGUAAGAGUCAGGAGAGAACUUGGUUAUAAGGCUUUUUGGCUAAUCAUUUUUACUGUUUUCUUGACCUUGUACACAAGAACAUUCAUUUGUAUAAAAGAAAAUAACAUAACUAUGUAUAAGAAUGAAUUUGGAUCACAGGCUUUCUUCACCUUGUACAGUAUACUGAAGCAUCAUGUCCUGUAAUCUGGGGGAUCUUUCCCUGCCAAAUGUGUAUUUGUUCUCUUUUUGUUGCAUCAAGUGGAUUUGAAAAAUGUUUUGUGCCUUUUGUUCUGUGUUUAACAUGUCUAUGUGAUGGUAAAGAACUCUAUUAUAGUUUGUUGAUACUGUAGAGUGGAAAAGGAGACUGCUAAUUGAGAAGCAAACCCAGGCAGCCAGUGUUUCAGGAUCCUGUGGACUCACGAGUCCCUCCUAGGUUGCUCGUGUCCUGUGUCUUGAUGGUGCAUCUUAAAAGACCCAUUCGUCGUAUCAGCACAGCAAUACAGGAGCUCUGUGCAUCUCUGUCAUGCCCCUUCCUCUAUACCUCCCCAGUGUAAAUGGUACUGAAAACUUAUGUACUCUAUUUGGGUGAGUUUACCCCAUAUCUUUUCCCUGGUGACACAGAGCUGCCUUUUGGGGAGUAGCAUCAUGCUGUGUCUGUACUUGUGGAAUAGAGUGCCUAAGCCAGGUUAGGGGCUUGCAUUGUUAUACUGCUGGACUCAUGUUAGAAGGCUAUGGUAUGAAAAAGCCCUUUCAGGCUUGUCAGAAAAUAAUCUCCCUGUGUCUGAGAGGAUGUGAGACAGAAAAACAUAACAAUACUUAGAUAGCUGCCGCCGCCUCUGUUCUCUCAAUGAUAUUGAUUAUCGUAUUUCUGCACACUGUUUGAAAUUGCCACAAUCACUGUCUAAAAAAAUAGUAAUAGUUCAUAGGUUUCAGAGGAGUAGAGUGACUUCAAAGUAAAAAUAUAACCAUUCUUCCUUGGCAUUUCAAUAUCAUGACUAGCAUACUAUUAAUUUCAAUUUUGAAAAGAAAACAUCGAACAUGGUUUAGGAUAUUACAGUACCACUGCUAAUACUGCCAUUUGUUCUCUCCGGAGGCACUGAGGAGGGAGGUAUAUAUCUGGGUUAGCACAUGCUAAGUAUUUGCCCAGAGUGUUGCUUGUGACUUGGAGCGAAUGUUAAGGGAAUAUGUUGUAGUCAGAAGGUAUAUGGACGGCACCUUGCUUCCUGAAGCAGACUUCAAUUCCAUGUCCUAUGAAGAAUAAAAAGAUAUUUUUUUAAUUUA